AUGGUAAUGUAAAACUUGUGUUAGUACGUUCAAAUUGAAUAACAACAUAAACAUAAAAGAGUGAAAGAACAUGUCUGGGGCACAAGGAGCACAACCAAAAGAGUCAAAGACAGCAACAAUAUAUGAAUCAAUAGAAGGAGGAGAAAAUCGUACAAGAACUGAUUUGUUUUCAAAGGAAGAUCAAGGUGGCAUUCAAGUUGAUAAGCUGCAAGAGAAGGUCCAUGAUCCUGCUGGAAAAGGUGGUCCUGUCUUUGGUGCUGGCAAAGAUGAGAAUAAGCAAGACCUUGGUGUCACUGGCACUGGCACUGGCUAGCUAGGCUAGAAAUAAUGUAUAUAUUAAAUUAACUAUCAUGCAUGCAUGCAUGGUGCUUCUUCAAGAUUCAGCCACUUGCUUUUCUUUUGUUUUUCAUUUUCAGAAGUUUUGUGAAUGGGACAGUAAUGUGUAUUUCUAAUCAUGUAUGUAUGUGCUCAAGAUUUGUGGAAUAAAAAGGAUGAAAUUGUGGUUGAUGA
Molecule: messenger RNA, 510 nt
Organism: Medicago truncatula (barrel medic)
Lineage: Eukaryota; Viridiplantae; Streptophyta; Magnoliopsida; Fabales; Fabaceae
Exons: 1
Coding region: 71-313 (80 amino acids)
Source: RefSeq, a predicted model, not a curated record